AUGGCGACCAAGGCAACGCGCGGCAAUAAGAGGGGGCGUAUCUCAGCACCAAGCGUGCGGCCCGAGGAUGAGCAAAUAUUCAAGGGCUUGUCGUUCUUUUAUGUCCCAGACAAUGAUAUUGCGCCAGCGAGACGGUUGCGGAUUAACAGAGCCAAGGAGUUUGGAGCUUCAUGGACGAGAGACUUGAUGACUGCUACGCAUGUCGUGGUGGACAAGAAGCUCGAGUACAAAGAUGUUGAGAAGAUGUGGCCGAAGGAUGGAUUUGGGGGCCGGACGCCGCCAAAGGUAGUCACCGAGGACUACCCUCUUGACUGCAUCCAGUUUCGUGCCAUUGUGGAUGCUAGCCAGCGCAAGUAUCUUGUAAAUGGCCAGCCAGAGGUGGAAGAGAAGGAGCAGGAGAAGGAGCCUGAGCUUCCUACUCCUGCUGUUGAUUUCGGAGCUCAAGCGAAAUCGAAGUCGAAAUCGAAAUCGGCAGUGAGCUCACUGCCGCUGAAACCGCAGCAUCAUAAUAAGGGGAAGUGGGAUUAUGUCCCACGGAAAGGGACGCCUUCACAGAACGGUGAUACGGGAAUACAGACCCAUAGUCCGUCGAAGGGUAGUGACAAAGCCGGCCAUACACCUUUGUUACAAGAUGAGUUGUCCGAGUAUAUAUCGAUGAUGCAAGAGUUUAAAGAUUUACCACUGGAUGUCGAUGAAGAGGAGGAUGCUCAAUCUACGGCCAACGAAUCAGAUGCUCAGUUGGAUCUCGAUCAUCGGUCUGGAUCAGAGAACGAAUCCCAGCGGGCGAGGAGAUCAUCUAGGCGGGCUCGACCAACCAGCAAAGCAAUAGCGUUUGAAGACCGAUUCGCGUGUAAUAGAGCUGGAAAGAAAGAUGCCAACCAAGAUAAUCCAAACGCACGCACCAUUGAGAUAUUGCAAAAGAUGAACGGCUACUAUGAGAGAAUCAACGACCAUUGGCGGACAAUAGCCUACCGGAAGGCUAUCAGCAUUUUGAAGCAGCAGAGCGUCAAGAUUACCACCGAAGAAGAAGCAUAUCGGCUCCCGAGCAUUGGUCGCCGGCUAGCACAGAAGAUUGAGGAGAUUGUCACGACAGAUAAGCUACAGAGGCUUGAGUGUGCAGAAGAGGAUCCUACAGACCACGCCCUGCAAACGUUUUUAAAGAUUUACGGCGUGGGGAAUAAGAUAGCGGAGCAGUGGAUUGCGCAGGGCUGGAGAACGCUCGAGGAUGUGAAGCAGCAUGCAAAGUUGACACCUAGCCAGAGGGUAGGCAUGGAGCAUUACGACGACUUGAACACUAGGAUACCGCGCAUGGAGGUGACCGCGCUGGGUGACAUUGUCAAGAAGGCGGCGGCUGAAAUCGAUGCGGCAGUGCAGCUUAUUAUUGGAGGCAGCUACCGGCGAGGCGCCGAGAGCUCUCACGACAUCGACUUGAUUGUGACGAAGCCGGGGACCGAAUCUGUGGCAGAGCUCAGGGCGUUUCUGAGCAGACUGAUAGACCAACUGGAGAGGGACAAAUUCCUGGUAGCUCGUCUGGCGUCGUCUCACGCCGGCGGCGACGGUAGCAAAUGGCACGGCUGCUGCAAUGGCGAGUACCGGCCGAUCUGGCGAAGAAUCGAUUUCCUGCUGGUGCCCGAGGCGGAGCUGGGCGCGGCGCUGAUUUACUUCACCGGCAACGACAUCUUCAACCGCAGCAUGCGGCUUUUGGCGUCCAAGAAGCGCAUGCGGCUGAACCAGAGGGGGCUGUACAGAGAUGUGCUGAGGGGUCCGAAUCGAGCCAAGAUCACGGAGGGGGAGCUGGUGGAGAGUAGGGAUGAGAAGAGGAUAUUUGAGAUUUUGGGGGUCAAGUGGCGGGAGCCGUGGGAGAGGUGGUGUUGA
Messenger RNA from Trichoderma virens Gv29-8, 1875 nucleotides. RefSeq lists its product as uncharacterized. The coding region runs from base 1 to 1875 and encodes 624 amino acids. The record is from RefSeq and is a predicted model, not a curated record. Gene Ontology annotation, biological process: double-strand break repair via nonhomologous end joining. Lineage: Eukaryota; Fungi; Ascomycota; Sordariomycetes; Hypocreales; Hypocreaceae. Gene Ontology annotation, molecular function: DNA binding; DNA-directed DNA polymerase activity. The transcript has 3 exons. Gene Ontology annotation, cellular component: nucleus.